Cutaneotrichosporon cavernicola is the source of this 1182-nucleotide messenger RNA. RefSeq lists its product as uncharacterized. Bases 1 to 1182 code for a protein of 393 amino acids. Gene Ontology annotation, molecular function: ubiquitin binding. The record is from RefSeq and is a predicted model, not a curated record. Gene Ontology annotation, cellular component: nucleus; cytosol. Lineage: Eukaryota; Fungi; Basidiomycota; Tremellomycetes; Trichosporonales; Trichosporonaceae. Gene Ontology annotation, biological process: nuclear membrane reassembly; proteasome-mediated ubiquitin-dependent protein catabolic process; membrane fusion. The transcript has 4 exons.
AUGCCCGGACUCAACCCAAAGCAGGAAGACAUUGACCAGUUCGUGGCUAUCACGCAGGCGUCGGAGUCGGAGGCGGCGCGGUUCCUCGGAGACGGGGUUACGCUUCAGGGCGCUAUCGAGGACUACUUUGCUGCGCAGGCCGCAGGCGACCAGCCGGGCGAGGAUGCGGACGAAGACAUGCUCGACGCUGCGCUCGCUGCGUCGACCGAGCCCGCAGGCGGAGCGCGCACCCUCUCUGGCGCGCCAGCUGAGGAACUUCCCGAGUCGUGGCGCCGCCGCGGGGCCAACAUUGCCGGCGUGCACGGCGACGAUACCCGCCGUGACGGUAGCGAACUAUACACUGGCGGCGAGCGCAGCGGGCUAGCUGUGCAGAAUCCCGGCGAGGAGAACAGAGACGCGGGCGUCGUGAACGAUAUCCUGCAGCAGGCGCGCCACGGCGGACGUGAGGAGGACCCAGUGCCACAGGCACGUAACCCAUGGGCCGGUGUUGGUGCUGGCAACACUCUCGGUUCUGAGGACACACCGAGCGUGCAGGCCGGCAGCUCUGGUCAUAGGAUGCCUGGCGCGUUUGGCGGAAAUGAGGAGGACGAGGACGAGGAGGACGGGGAACCUGUUGAGCGCCGGCUCAUCUUCUGGCGUGACGGAUUCAGCAUCGAGGACGGCCCGCUGUACCGCUACGACGACCCGAGAAACCAGCAGCACCUGGCCUUGAUCCGCGCCGGACGCGCCCCGCUCGAGCUCUUCGACGUACGCUUUGACCAGGCGCUCAAGAUUGAGGUCGACCAGCGCACUAACGAGGACUAUCAGGAACCUCUCAAGAAGCCGGCCAAGCCCUUCUCUGGUGGCGGCAACCGCCUCGGCGCGGCUACGCCCGAGAUCGCUGGAGCCGGUACGUCGGCAGCCGCGGCUGCGCCUCCCCCAACAACCAAGCCCGAGAUCAAGGUCGACGCGAGCCAGCCGUCGACGACGAUCCAGCUGCGUCUUGGCGACGGCAGCCGCCUGGUCGUGAAGGUCAACCUCGACCACACUGUGGCCGAUCUGCGCGGCCUCGUUGCCGCGUCGCGGCCCGAUGGCCGUGCUUUCGUACUUCAGACGACGUUCCCCAGCCGCGAACUGCCCGACGGCGAGACGGUCGAGCAGGCCGGCCUCAAGAACGCCGUUGUCGUGCAGCGAUAUGUCUGA